This is a messenger RNA of Tarenaya hassleriana, 2171 nucleotides long. Its product is annotated as glutamyl-tRNA reductase 1, chloroplastic-like. The transcript is spliced from 3 exons. Gene Ontology annotation, biological process: tetrapyrrole biosynthetic process. Bases 218 to 1834 code for a protein of 538 amino acids. Lineage: Eukaryota; Viridiplantae; Streptophyta; Magnoliopsida; Brassicales; Cleomaceae. Gene Ontology annotation, molecular function: NADP binding; glutamyl-tRNA reductase (NADP+) activity. The record is from RefSeq and is a predicted model, not a curated record.
UCAACCUUCUCUUCUUCCUUUUCAACUACGCCACACGCCGGAUUCGAUCAGGAGAAGAAUUUUAUCUCCAAUUCUCAUAUUUAUCUCCUUUUCCUCUUCUCUCUCUCUUUGUUCGCUCCCAUUCCAGAUUCCUAGGAUUUGGGUGUUUCCCUUAGAGAGAGAGAGAGAGAGAGAGAGAGAGAGAGAGAGAGAGAGAGAGAGAGAUCGGUGUGGGGCUAUGGCUGUUUCCAGUGCGUUUGUCGUUGGUCCGAAGCUGGAGACCUUGUUUCUGAAUCAACAUCAUCACCUUUCGUCGUCGUCUUCGUUGACCAAUUUGUGUCUCCUCGGUGUUCAUGUUCUUCCGAGGAACAAUCGGAGCCGGAAAGUUCUUAUCCAGAAAGCGCGUUGCGAACUCUCUUCCUCUGAUUCAGCGUCCAUGGCGUCCAGCAUCUCCGCUCUUGAGCAGCUCAAGUCUUCCGCCGCUGACAGGUAUACAAAGGAAAGAAGCAGUAUUAUAGUGAUUGGGCUCAGCGUUCACACGGCUCCUGUUGAAAUGCGUGAAAAGCUCGCCAUUCCUGAAGCUGAAUGGCCUCGAGCUAUCGGAGAAUUGUGCGGUUUGAAUCACAUUGAGGAAGCUGCUGUCCUUAGCACCUGCAACCGGAUGGAGAUAUACGUUCUGGCUCUUUCUCAGCACCGUGGAGUCAAGGAAGUUACGGAAUGGAUGUCAAAGACAAGUGGGAUCCCAGUUUCGGAGAUCUGCGACCACCGUUUUCUGUUGUACAACAAGGACGCGACCCAGCAUCUCUUCGAAGUCUCGGCUGGUCUUGACUCCCUUGUUCUUGGGGAAGGUCAAAUCCUUGCACAGGUUAAACAAGUCGUUAAAGUCGGGCAAGGAGUCAAUGGGUUUGGAAGGAGCAUAAGUGGGCUGUUCAAACACGCGAUCACGGUUGGAAAACGUGUCAGAACAGAGACGAAUAUUGCUGCUGGAGCUGUUUCGGUUAGUUCAGCUGCUGUUGAACUUGCUCUGAUGAAGCUUCCGGAAUCUUCCCAUGCAUCUGCUAGGAUGCUGGUAAUCGGAGCAGGAAAGAUGGGGAAGCUCGUAAUUAAACACUUGGUUGCAAAGGGCUGCACAAGAAUGGUGGUUGUGAACCGAAGUGAAGAGAAAGUUGCCGCUAUCCGUGAGGAGAUGAAGGGUGUUGAAAUUAUAUACAAACCCCUCGACGAGAUGCUUGCCUCUGCUGCAGAAUCGGAUGUUAUCUUUACGAGCACAGCCUCCAAGACUCCAUUGUUCCUGAGAGAGCAAGUACAAGAUCUUCCCUCUGUUGGUCCUGAGGUUGGAGGUAGAAGGCUCUUUGUCGAUAUCUCAGUCCCGAGAAAUGUCGGGUCAUGUGUUGCUGAAGUGGAAGGUGCACGGGUUUACAACGUCGACGACCUAAAGGAAGUAGUUGCUGCCAAUAAAGAGGACAGGCUAAGGAAAGCAAUGGAAGCUCAUGCCAUUAUUGCCGAGGAAUCGAAGCAGUUUGAAGCUUGGAGGGAUUCAUUGGAGACAGUUCCGACAAUCAAGAAACUUAGGGCUUACGCAGAGAGGAUAAGAGUUGCAGAGCUCGAGAAAUGCUUGUCGAAAAUGGGUGACAACCUCGACAAGAAGACAAAAAAAGCAGUGGAUGAUCUCAGCCGGGGAAUCGUGAACAAACUUCUACACGGUCCGAUGCAGCACUUGAGAUGCGAUGGUGGUGACAGUAGAACUCUGAGCGAAACCCUCGAGAACAUGCACGCCCUGAACAGAAUGUACGGGCUCGAGACAGAAUUAUCGAUAUUGGAGGAAAAAAUCCGGGCAAAGGUUGGGCAGAAGUAAAGUACUAGGUAUCUCUUCGGACAAGAACAAGAGUUUCGGUUUCAGAUUCAGAUUCAGUCCCACCUCGAGAAACCCGGGUAAGAGAGUGAUCUUACCGGGUUAUAUACUCGUUGUAUAGGUCCCGAGUAGGAUCUAUCGAUUCAUUUAUCCGCGAGGAAAGACGCUUCUAAUGUUCAUCCGCAUCAAAGCAAGUGUUUAUUAAUGAUAGGAAAUGUCGUGAAAGAGAUCUUUGUUCCAUGUUUCUGGCUCGCGGGAAAACAAGAGUCUUGGGUUUGUUACCUUUUCGUAAUGUUUAUGAGCUUACCACUUUGCGGUUAUAGAGAAUGACGUCUGCCUU